GAGCGCGGCUCGACUGACACUGUCCCAGCCACCAGCACGCGCAGAGCUCCUCCUCCCUCCCGUACGAUGUAAGAGUAAUCAACAAUUUCUCGAGUCCGCGAGUCAUGCAUGCGAUGUCCCCAUCAUUGCGCGCCUGACCUCCUGCGUUUUAAAGUACGAAAACGGGGCUUUUGCGCGUUUCAUCCCCCGGCAUGGGAGAUCAGAGUGAGCCGACCAUGGUGCAGAAGUCGACAUCGUUCAGCAUCAAGAGCCUGUUACUCCCAUCGAAGUUUGACAGCGCGGGCGCGGAGGAUAGCCGCCCGGCACCGGACUUAGACAAGCCCCCAGAAGCGCUCGAGACGGACCCCGUGCAACGCGACGCGGAGGAGCCCGAGCAGCCGUCCAAAAAGGGAAAGAAAUUCGACAAGCCUCCGUUCAGCUACAACGCGCUCAUCAUGAUGGCCAUACGGCAGAGUCCCGAGAAGCGGCUCACGCUCAACGGCAUCUACGAGUUCAUCAUGAAGAACUUCCCGUACUACCGGGAGCACAAGCAGGGCUGGCAGAACUCCAUCCGGCACAAUCUGAGCCUCAAUAAGUGCUUCGUGAAGGUGCCGCGGCACUACGACGAUCCGGGUAAAGGGAACUACUGGAUGCUCGACCCCUCCAGCGAUGACGUGUUCAUCGGCGGGACCACCGGGAAGCUCCGGCGGCGCUCGGCGACCUCGCGGGGCAAGCUGGUGAUGAAAAGGGGCCUCCGCUUCGCGCCCCUCGGACUCGGGCUGGGCGAACGCCCGAGCAACCCGCUCUACUGGCAGCUGUCUCCGUUCUUACCCCUGCACCACUCGCACUAUAACGGCUCCGCGCACGGAUUUCUAAACCAAGGACACGCGUACGGAUCUUUACUCCCGGGCGUCGAGCCGCUUGGGAACGGGGAUAUGUCUCGCCAGAUUCUGGGAGCCUCUAGCGGGAGUAUCAACGGGUACGGAGUGUCUCCGCCGUCCGCUGCUGGAUUACUCUCAGGGCACAAUGGAUACUUCGUGCCGGGCGCGCAGCAGCCGCAGUCUCUGGCGAGCGCGCCGGGUUACGGCAUCUCCAGCUCUCCGUCCCCGCUUCUCUCGGAUUCCCUAAGAACUAGUUUGCCGUCCUUCACAUCGCCACUUUCCAGCGGACUCCUGUCUCAACACAAACGCGUCGCGCCCAAUUCUUUCCUGAGCUGAGCGUCGCGCGCGUCCUCUCCAAACUUUCCUAGAGAACCUCGCGCUUUGCGCGUCUGUCUGGAUUAAAUUUUUUUUUUUUGUCUAUUUAAGAUCAUGGUAGUGUAAUGUUAUGCCAAAGGCAAUAACCGUACGUGUUUGUUUUUCUUUUUUUCUAAAAAAAAAAAAAGAAAGAAAGUAUUAUUUAUAGUAUUUCUUUGUGAAUGAUGGUUUUGUAUUUAUUCAAAUGUUUUUUUUUUUUUUUUUGUGGGAUAUUGUUAUUAUUAGAUGUCUGGCACAUAUUAUUCGUUUAGUAUGACUAAUUCCUUUUUUAUUUAAAGUAUAAUGUCCCAAACUGUGAAUGCGCCUUAAUAUCUUAAAUCAGGGUUGAGCGUUCGGACUGACUCAGGUGUGCGUUCUGACAAUUCAACAUUAUUAUUAUUAGCUGUGCAAACCUGGAAUAGGGUAACUAUGAGUCUAUAUGCAAUGUUUUAUGUGUGGGCCUGUGUCCAGACACUAAAGUAAAGCGAAGCUACUGAAUUAAAGCACUGGAUUAAUGAACUGAGUGUGGAUGAGUUUAUAUAUGUCAGAAAAUACUGUUCUGUGAUGACACGACAGGGGCAGUCUGGGUCUGUCCCAUAUUCACACACACAACAGUCGAGUUUUGCCUGGUUCAUCACCAAAGACAGAUCAUUAAUGCUUUUUUUUUUUUUUUUGUGGGAAAUAUAACGUCAUCCCUGCAUACUGAUUCGCUCUGAAGCCAUUAUUUAAACUCUCUGUGAAAACAGGCGUUUAUCAGAAAUGUGAUUGAUUGUUUAUUUCCCUUUCGUUUGAAUCUACAUGUGAUUUAUAGUUCUGCACCUUUAGUCGCCAUGCUCAUCUAAUGUACUAGUUUGUCGUUUUUCUUUUCUCUCUUGUAUAUUUUGCCUGAACUUCAGUUCAGAACAAAGAAAUAAAGUAUUGAAAUAUU
This is a messenger RNA of Megalobrama amblycephala (Wuchang bream), 2142 nucleotides long. It is a transcript of the gene foxg1b, whose product is annotated as forkhead box G1b. Gene Ontology annotation, biological process: regulation of transcription by RNA polymerase II. The record is from RefSeq and is a predicted model, not a curated record. Gene Ontology annotation, molecular function: DNA-binding transcription factor activity; sequence-specific double-stranded DNA binding. The transcript has a single exon. NCBI's taxonomy places the organism in Eukaryota, Metazoa, Chordata, Actinopteri, Cypriniformes, Xenocyprididae. Gene Ontology annotation, cellular component: nucleus. Bases 192 to 1196 code for a protein of 334 amino acids.